Messenger RNA from Pantherophis guttatus, 2886 nucleotides. RefSeq names its product TIA1 cytotoxic granule associated RNA binding protein (gene TIA1). The record is from RefSeq and is a predicted model, not a curated record. NCBI's taxonomy places the organism in Eukaryota, Metazoa, Chordata, Lepidosauria, Squamata, Colubridae. Gene Ontology annotation, molecular function: RNA binding.
GGGCCUCUCCGCCCAGCAGCGCCAUCUUGAGAGGACGGGCGGCGGGUUCGUUGUCCGUCGGGCCUACGUGAGGGCCGCCUCCCUGCCUCGCGGACUCGGCCCGCGGGUCGCCCACGCCUGACCGGUGCGGCCGAGGCGCCCCCGCCGUCGCCGCCAUGGAAGACGAGAUGCCGAAGACCCUGUAUGUGGGGAAUCUGUCGAGAGAUGUCACUGAGGCCCUAAUUCUCCAACUGUUCAGUCAGAUUGGACCAUGCAAAAAUUGCAAAAUGAUAAUGGAUCAGACAGCUGGGAACGAUCCGUACUGUUUUGUGGAAUUCUAUGAGCAUCGUCACGCAGCCGCAGCUUUAGCGGCAAUGAAUGGGCGGAAGAUAAUGGGUAAGGAGGUCAAAGUGAACUGGGCAACAACCCCCAGCAGCCAGAAGAAAGAUACCAGCAGUAGUACCGUUGUCAACACACUGCGUUCACAAGACCACUUCCAUGUCUUUGUUGGAGACCUCAGCCCAGAAAUUACAACUGAAGAUAUAAAAGCAGCUUUUGCACCAUUUGGAAGAAUAUCGGAUGCCCGAGUUGUUAAGGACAUGGCAACAGGAAAAUCAAAAGGAUAUGGCUUCGUUUCUUUCUUCAAUAAAUGGGAUGCAGAAAAUGCAAUUCAACAAAUGGGGGGACAGUGGCUUGGUGGAAGACAAAUCAGGACUAAUUGGGCAACACGCAAACCUCCAGCUCCAAAGAGUACAUAUGAAUCAAAUGCCAAACAACUCUCCUACGAUGAUGUUGUAAAUCAGUCCAGUCCAAGCAACUGCACUGUGUAUUGCGGUGGCGUAACUUCAGGUCUGACAGAACAGCUAAUGCGCCAGACGUUUUCUCCAUUUGGGCAGAUAAUGGAAAUUCGAGUCUUUCCAGAUAAAGGGUACUCCUUUGUACGGUUCAAUUCUCAUGAAAGUGCUGCACAUGCAAUUGUUUCAGUCAAUGGCACCACAAUAGAAGGACAUGUGGUGAAAUGCUAUUGGGGCAAAGAGACACCAGACAUGAUCAACCCAAUUCAACAGCAGAAUCAAGUGGGCUAUCCACCACCUUAUGGGCAGUGGGGCCAGUGGUAUGGAAACGCCCAGCAGAUUGGCCAGUAUAUGCCUAAUGGCUGGCAAGUCCCUGCAUAUGGAAUGUAUGGGCAGGCAUGGAACCAGGGAUUCGGUCAGACACAGUCAUCUGCAGCAUGGAUGGGUGCAAAUUAUGGUGUGCCACCCCCUCCUCCGCCCCCACCACCCCCACCCCAGGGGCAGAAUGGAAGCGUUCUAACUAGUCAAACUGGAUAUCGGAUGGCAGGUUUUGAAACGCAGUGAGAGACAGAAGGACUCUGGAAUAGAAGACCUGUGGCUUUGAGGCUGUAUGGAGCAUUGUAAAAUCCUUUGUUUACUUAAAAAAAUCUAUCCAAUCAAGUCAGUGCAAAAGUCAAACAGUAUUUAUUUUUAAUCAUGAAACUUUGUUGUUGUUCACGCUUUUUUUUAAAGACACACAGGAAAUACUAGAUGCUGGAUAUCUGCCAACUUUUGCCUUCUUUUCCUCUUUUGAGAUGUGUUUCUUAAGAUCCAUGUUUGAAACACAACUAAUGCAGGGAUUUCUGCCACUUUUAGUAUAGCGGCAGGAAAUUGCACAAUAUCAAACUUUUUUUUUUCCACUGAAGUAGUAUGCAGUCUAGUUUGCAUUCCUAAUAUGACUUAAAAUGUACAUGAAAGAAGUUAUACGAGAGAAAAAAGACACGCCAAAACUGUGUGAAUUCUGGGGGUUUAUUGAAAUCUUCAGUUUGUGCACAAUUCUGUUUUAAAGAGAGCCUGAUGUAUAAAGUGUCCAUCUCCUUGCUUUUGUUAUACUGGGAUUUCAAAUAUAACUUAUUCGUUUACAUUAUUUUGUAUCUAAACAUUUUUCAGAAAGUGGUUUUUGCCUUACUGUCACUAUUAAAUUAUGAAGUAGGAGUCAGGACGCGGGCAAGCACCUUGUGUUCAGAGAAUCCAGCUCUGCGCUCUGCUCAAUGUCAGAAGGUGCCUGGGGGAUGUCCCUGUUCAUUGCCUGAUGAACAUAAGCCCAGUUUAGAUCUUAUUAAAAUGUGACACAAUCUUAGGAGCCAGCUUUUUAAAACCUGUCCAUUUUUACAUUUACAUGUAUCCUUUAUCAUGUCAACUAUUUUAGCAAAUUAAUAUUUUCACAAAAGUCGCUCUAGCUUUUGUAUGUCUCCUUUGAAAGAGUACGAGACAGAAAGACCUCUACAUGACUUACGGCUAUAAUUUAAGCUUUGACUUUUGCAUGUGAAUAUUCUAAUACACUGUUAGACUUUGAAUAAACAGUCAUGCUCUCAUUUUUCAGAGAUAUAGAGAAUACAUUGGUCUUAGCAGCUUUUUACUCACAUGGAGCAAGUCUGACUUGAUUUUAGCAUGUACAGAUAGAGCUAUUAAACUAUAUAGCACUGUGUGUAUCAAGCCAGGAGUAAAAGGAAUGCUCCAACUGAAGCCUGAAGGACCAACUGGAUAAAGCAUUUUUGAAUUGUUCAGAGGCCAAAUAAUAAUAAUAAUAAUAGCAUUAUCCUACCUCCUAGCUAGGUUUCAGAAGAUGCAGAAAGAGCACUACCCUGGGUGUACUGAUUAUAUAUCCCAAUUAACAUCUGGGCACAUGGAGGUGUUUGCUUUCCGUUCUGCAUUGUUUGUAGUGGAGCAACCGAUUGAGACGUUGCUGGUAUGCACAAGACAGGGAGUGGCCACCCUCAUUUCAUGGAACAAAAGGGGCCAGAACCAAAGCAGAGGGUUGGCUGCUAAGAAAACAAAUUGCUGUCUUGUAGACAGAUCCUGGCCCUAACAUUUUAUAAAUAAAGCAUCCCCAAAAGAUGCCAUUGUACAUUAA